This is a messenger RNA of Betta splendens (Siamese fighting fish), 2284 nucleotides long. It is a transcript of the gene hmx3a, whose product is annotated as H6 family homeobox 3a. Gene Ontology annotation, cellular component: nucleus. Gene Ontology annotation, biological process: regulation of transcription by RNA polymerase II. The record is from RefSeq and is a predicted model, not a curated record. Lineage: Eukaryota; Metazoa; Chordata; Actinopteri; Anabantiformes; Osphronemidae. Gene Ontology annotation, molecular function: DNA-binding transcription factor activity, RNA polymerase II-specific; RNA polymerase II transcription regulatory region sequence-specific DNA binding. The transcript has 2 exons. The coding region runs from base 467 to 1378 and encodes 303 amino acids.
UCUCUCUCUCUCUCUCUCUCUCUCUCUCUCUCUCUCUCUCUCUCUCUCUCUCUCCCUCGCCGUCUCUCCCUUAAUCCCAUUUGCCAUUGUACAUGCCCAAUCGCCUAUACUUUCCGCAUUUAACUUGGAUGACAUUUUUAUUUCAUCAUUAGCAUCAGACGCCAGACUGACUGACACGGUGGACACAGUUUGCGUUUUGACGGAAGAGAAUGAGGCAUGUUUAUGAUUAUAAAUGUUUUGUUUCACCUCCUAAAGGUUUUAUUUGAUCAUUUUUCUAGCUUAGAGGAGCGUGUGUUUUGAAGCGCUCCCUCGGUGUGAAAGCGAGUCUUUGCGUAAAAUCCCCAAGAAGAAUAAAACAGGGACGAGUCAAAACCAGGAUAUCGACAGUCUCCAACACAGAGCUGAGUUGUUUUCUUUUAUACUCCUUUCUUCCGUGGUCGUCUGCGCUCAGACCACAACCACAGCGAUGCCAGAGACGACGCAAGAGACGUGCGCUUCAGCCAAGGACUCUCCUUUCUUCAUUAAGAACCUGCUGAACUGUGAUAGCAAACCGUCCAAACCCAAGCCGGUGCUGGCGGCCACGAAGGCGGCCGUAGAGGGAGGAUUUUCCCUCUCCCAAGUCGGGGACUUCAACUUUCCGCGCUUCGACCUGCCGACGCAGAGGUUCAGUCUGCCGGCGCACUACCUGGAGCGCACGUCGGCGUGGUGGUACCCGUACACGCUCGGCUCAUCCGCGCAUCUACACAGAACAGAAGUCAUCGAAAAACCAGGAGCCAGAGACUCCUCGCCAACCUCGGGCACGGACAGAGACUCUCCAGACCUGGUGCUCAAGUCCGAGCCAGACGCCAAAGACGACGACGAGGACGAUGAGCACAACAACAACAAAAGCGGCGACGAGAUAAUCCUGGAGGAGAGCGACGCGGAGGAGGGGAAAAAGGACGAGCUGGAGGAGUGGAAGAAGAGGGAGGAGGACAAGAAGCCGUGCCGCAAGAAGAAGACGCGCACGGUCUUCUCCCGGAGCCAGGUGUUCCAGCUGGAGUCCACGUUCGACAUGAAGCGCUACCUGAGCAGCUCGGAGCGCGCGGGCCUGGCGGCUUCUCUCCACCUCACGGAGACUCAGGUGAAGAUAUGGUUUCAGAACAGACGGAACAAGUGGAAGAGGCAACUCGCCGCGGAGCUGGAGGCCGCCAACUUGAGUCACGCGGCGGCGCAGAGGAUAGUGCGGGUGCCCAUCCUCUACCACGAGAACUCGGCCUCGGAGAGCGGAGGCACCGCUGCCAACGUGCCCGUGAGCCAGCCGCUGCUCACCUUCCCGCACCCCGGGGUGUACUACUCGCACCCCAUCGUCACAUCGGUCCCGCUGCUCAGACCGGUUUGAAAAUACCCGAGGAACGAGUUGGUGUCAAUUUCCAAAAAGUAAAAAAAAAUAAUAAUAAUGGAAAGAAGACAAAAAAUAAAUAAAAGUAUUUUUGUACAACUGACAGAAUGAAGAAAAAAGUCAAAUAAUCAGACACGUUGUCAGGCCUAUGUGGCAGAUACAUUUGUCAUAUUCCAUAAAGGUGCCGUAAACACAUCGUCAGUUAAAUCCAAUUAUUAUUAUUAUAAUUAUUACAUGACAUCAUCACCUCAGGAGUCUACUGUAUACUGCCCGUUUCUUUUAUUUUCCUAGUUUUUAACAGAAUAACUGUUGUUGAAUAAAACAACUGUGUGAAAAUUUUGAAAAACACCUUGUUUACAAGAAUUGGCGAGCUAAAGGUGCGAGUCUGCUUAUCACUCUUAACACGCUUAUUUGCUUUUUAUUUACAUUCCCAGCACUGAUAACGUGCUGAUGUGCAAUACACUGACUGCGUGCUGUGAGUGAAUGAAUCCACUAUGAAUCGCCUAUUCACGGUGAAAUACUGACGAGGCUUUGUUGAAACAUUUCCCCCUUUUUCUUUUUUUUUUUUGCUAUUUAAAGCGCUUGACGGGGACAAUCAAGAGACUCUCAACUGUAAAAUAUCCAUGUAGCUUUCUGUUUAGUUUUUAGUGACUCUCACUCUUGUUCGCCCCACAUGGACACGUCCUUCAAGCACAAGUGUGAGCUCCAAUGUCUCUUAAUCUUUGUGUUUUGGAACAGGAGCGCGAAAAAUAUCGCCUACACUGGUGUACAAAAUAUGUAAAUGUAUAUAUUUAACGAGGCGCGGGGAGAUGAGCUGUCACUUGCGGCUUCAACUUUGUACAGUAAAAACGUUUUGAUAUUGUAUUGCUGAACCAUGUUGUGAAAUAAAUGAAUAUUCCUUACAUA